Molecule: messenger RNA, 2004 nt
Organism: Anguilla anguilla (European eel)
Lineage: Eukaryota; Metazoa; Chordata; Actinopteri; Anguilliformes; Anguillidae
Exons: 6
Coding region: 1-2004 (667 amino acids)
Biological process (GO): regulation of transcription by RNA polymerase II
Cellular component (GO): nucleus
Molecular function (GO): transcription cis-regulatory region binding
Source: RefSeq, a predicted model, not a curated record
AUGAGCUAUGAGCUGUGGUACACAGGUGCCCUGUCGCAGGAGAGAACACAGGAGUGGGCAACAAUGAAGCCAGAGGAGGAGAUGACUGAGGAGACCUUCCUCAAGGAACUCUAUGCCUAUAUGAAGAAUCGAGACACUCCCAUUGAAAGAAUACCUCACCUCGGAUUCAAGCAGAUUGAUCUCUUUGUGAUGUUCAAGACUGUACAGAGCUUGGGAGGAUACAACCAGGUUACAGCCCACCAGUUAUGGAAGCAGGUGUACAACAAGCUGGGGGGGAACCCUCGCAGCACCAGUGCAGCCACUUGCACACGUCGUCACUAUGAGAAGCUGAUCCUGCCAUAUGAGUGCUACUUGAGGGGAGAAGGCAAUAAGGACUUAACCCUUCCCCGCCAGCAGAAACGAUUGCGUCCCAGCUAUCCUCAUGGCGAGGAGGAGGGCCUCCGAGGCGGAAAACGCAGCACAGCUUAUGGACAUGCGCACACUCUACACCAGAAUUCCCAUGCCUUCUUAGAAGACAGAGCCAGGGUCAUUCCAAUGCCUGUGCACCUGCAACAUUAUUUCCAGUCCAGCGGUGCAGCACUGCCACCUUACCUCCCAGCCUCCCCUACCAGGUCAACACCCCUGCCCCAUCCUGACUCCAGGGCCUUCUACAUGCCACCACCCCUGGAAGUGAGCGAAAGGCCAAGGCAGCACCUGGUUGUACUGCGCACGUUAGCAAAUGAGUACAUGUCCUCCUCGGGUUGGGCUGAGCCCUUAAAUCUGAGCUGCAAAGAGGGGGGCAUCAGCAAAGUCAGCCAGCAGCCUUCCUCCUUUACCCCAACCAGCAGCAACAAGACUCCUAAAUUUCUCAACAAGGUGGUCCCCCUUUAUCAGGCCUGCAGUGUAGCCAAAGAAGAGGGACCAGAGGUGUUGGAUCCCGAAGUGGCCACUGCAAAGCCCAGUCCUGCUGGUCCAAGUAUCUGUCCCUUCCCAGCUAUGAGAGAUGUCAUUGAUCUCGCUUCCUCUGCAGUCUCACACAAUUCCUCUCCAGAGACAGAUCCCACCAUUAAGACAGAGGCUUUUAGCACCUCACCACUGUGGCAUCGUGGUCCGGCUGCUCCAGAUGUGCGGACUACCAAGAUCCCAGAAACGUCUAAACAAGAAGGGGAAUCUCCCAAGCCUAGCCAAAGUCCCCUCAAUCUAAGCUGCUCUAUGAUGAAUUCAUCCAGUGAGUCUUCAGGUAGGAUGGAGAUCCAGAUCCCACUGGCCCUGCUGCAGGACUGGUUUAAGGGUACCAUCGUGUCAGGUCUCCGUAACAGAUUCAGUGCUGUGGCCUUGGAGUCCCGUGAGAGUCACAUGAAGGGAGGAGAGGGAAGGUUACCGAUGCAAGUGAAUUCAGAGGCAGCACUUGUGAGGGACAAACCCUCAGAUCCGAGCUUCCAUAAACACCAAAGGAACAAUGAUAGCAGCUUCAAGGGGGAGGACAGAAACUUCAAUGGCUCCAUCACCAAGCAGAGGCACACCACAAAUGGAGAUCACUAUGCCAGCAUCAAACGGCACCAUCAUCCACUCUCACCUGGCAUCACAGCCAGGGAGUGGGAGGCCAACACAGAAUGUAGACGGGGCUUUGAACCAUACCACCAAAACAUGUUUUCAAAGGGUCCUACUGGCAGCAAUCCCUACCACUUUUACCUCCAGAACAAAGAUUAUGUAGCACAGAAGACAUCCCCCAUGGGGCUGAUGGAAGCUCAGGACCUGGUGGUGGGAAGAAACAACAGUCAGGUCCAGUCAGCCUCUCUAAAAUCACCACUGGGUACCCAUGAGCAAGAACAGCGAAGCACAGGCCAUUUGUCCCCGACUUACAGGUGUGCAACCUCACCAGCCCUGCUUGGGCCACAUGAGAAAGCCCAAUCAAUGAGCAGACCCGCCAACGUCUACAUGGUCAACUCUACCUCAUCAUCCCUGCAGGCUCUCACCCAGGAAGAGUACCUUAAACUGAGGCAACUCAUCUCCAAUUCCCUGUGA